Messenger RNA from Daktulosphaira vitifoliae (grape phylloxera), 988 nucleotides. RefSeq lists its product as uncharacterized. NCBI's taxonomy places the organism in Eukaryota, Metazoa, Arthropoda, Insecta, Hemiptera, Phylloxeridae. The transcript is spliced from 4 exons. Bases 175 to 861 code for a protein of 228 amino acids. Gene Ontology annotation, molecular function: N-acetyltransferase activity. The record is from RefSeq and is a predicted model, not a curated record.
UAUUAUAUUUAUAAUACUUUUUUUUACCUAGUUUAUACGAAAUAUAUAUUUUUUAAACUGUUAUCGCUAAAAUUAAAUGAUUAAGGAUCGAGUAAAAAUUACUAGAUAUUUUAGCCACUUCAAUGUAAUUUAAUUAGUAGAUCACAAAUAAUAAGAAAUCACGUUAAAACUAAAAUGAUACUGUUUGACACUUACCUGUAUGAAAGAAAUAAUGUAAAAAUUAAAUAUAAAAUACAAACUGCAACUUUUGAUCAUACGGAAGAAAUAAUUGAGCUAAUGAAAAAAAAUUUUUUGAAUAGAGAAACAUUGACUGAGUACAUAGAUUUUAUAAAAGACGCUGAAGCAUGUGAAGCCUUAGAAGUUCUUUGGAAAAAUAUUAUCCGUAACGGAAAUGUUCUAAUAGCUGUUUUAAUUAAUAGUUUAGAAAAUGGAAUUAAAAUAAUUGGAGUCAACCUAACAAAUGUUGUGAAGAAAGAAACUAAAUUUGAAAUAAACUCAGAAAAUAAAAAAUAUAUUCAAGUACUUAAAAUCUUAAAUUCAAUUUCAAAUUCUGGAAAAUUAUUCGAUAUUUAUCAUGUAGAGGCAUAUUUAGAUGCUAUGGGGUUAUGUGUACAUUCAGAUUACCAUGGCUAUCAGAUUGGUUAUCGACUUUUGGAAUCCAGAGAAAAGCUUUGUAAAUCACUAGGUUUAAGUGUCACGGGAACAGUUUUCACUUCAAAAAUAUCUCAACAUUUAGCUUUAAAAUUAGGUUUUAUAGUUCUUUCAAAAAUUAAAUGUAAAGAUAUUGAUUUUGGUGGACUUCAAUGUAAGUGCCCAGAUGAAGACGAGGAAAUAAAAUUUAUGGCUCGUCAAUAUACGUGAUUUCAUUCAUAUUGUAAUAAUUUAUUAAGAAAUUAUGCUGUGAACAUUUCAUAAGAUUUUAAAAAUUGCAACUAUUAUGUUCAUUAAAACAUAUUAAGUUAUUAAUAAAAUUAAAUAAUUACCAGUU